AUGAAGUGCCUCAGCACCUUCUACACAGCGCUGUACGUCGCGGCCUCGACCUCCGUCGUCAGCGCACAAGACUUCUCCGGCUCGGGGGAGAUCCACAUCAUCAACAGCACGGACUUCGGGUCUGCGACGCCGGCGGAGAGCAUCGGGUGCCUGGACGUGAACGGGGCCUUCACCACAUCCCUCGACUCCGGCUGCGCGACCUUCACGCGCCUCGCGCAGUCGCCCGGCACCGUCUCCACCGACGCCGGCAACUGCAGCUUCACCGACGCCUCGCAGCCCGCCAACACCGACAACCCGUACGGCGCCAACUCGUACGCCUGGCACUGCCGCCCCGACUUCGCGGCUGCGGCUACCGAUUCGCUGUAUACUGUCAAGGGCUUCAACUACCCGUUCCUGUGCCACGGCGACAUCAACUGCUACUACGACGUCAAGAACAACAUGAUCAGCAGGAACGGCACGGCGCCGGUGUGGGGAUACGUAUGGGGGUCGCGGCAGACGACGAUUCCGGCUGGACACUCGCAGGUGCUAUGGUACUGGAAGCAGACUUCUACUGAUGCUGCUGCUUCGGGGGAGUCGUAGGGUUUAAGACGGUUUUUUUUUUGCUAGCUUUUCUUCCUUCUCUCCCCUUUUUUCUUUUAGGGUAGUUAGGGCAUUGUAGGUACUUUUGGUUGUUUAUUG
This is a messenger RNA of Hypoxylon fragiforme, 678 nucleotides long. RefSeq lists its product as uncharacterized. Lineage: Eukaryota; Fungi; Ascomycota; Sordariomycetes; Xylariales; Hypoxylaceae. The record is from RefSeq and is a predicted model, not a curated record. Bases 1 to 579 code for a protein of 192 amino acids. The transcript is spliced from 2 exons.